CCUUAGUCCGUUGCUUCCCCGGGGCAAGGCAGCCAGACCGGCCGGAAAAGGCGCUUCUAGGACGGGACUCUAGUUCCGCCCCUUUGCGCUGCUGUUGGAAGGUGUCGGUUCGCCUCCCCAAGACCAACCACCCCCUUGGGCGUCUCUCAAUCCCACCAGCAGCCCCCUCCGACGGCUUCUUGACUCAAUCUUGUCUCGGCGAUCACGCCUUCCCACCCCUGCGUGUGUUCCAGCGGCGAGGAGGCGGAGGCGGAGGAGCGGAGGGGAGGGGGACUUGGUCUUCCCUUUUAUCGGAUUGAUUUCUGACUCAAUCGGGAAGGUUCCGGGCUCUUUUCUGCGGUGCUGCAGUGGUGUGUCACGGCUGUCUUUAUCCCCCGGCUGCUUUGGAACGAGAGGGACCAUAUCGACUUGUUUUUUCCUGCUUCGUCCGAAUAAUUCCAUUCCCGGUCCGUCAAUCAUUUCUUCCACCGCUGCGGUCCAGUCGAGUUGCCGCCGCGCUGGGACAUGGACGAGCUCCAGUGAGGGAGCUCCACACGCCGACGUGAUUCGGACACGGAUCCCCCUAGAGCGACGACAUCCGGACAUGUUUAUCCCCGUUUCCAUGGUAAACCAGUGGAGCAUGCCCGUCCCAGCGAGGAGUUAACCUGCCAAAGCGCACGCCCCACGACCCCCCUCCACUGACCAUCGGGAAUUUCUCCGACAUCUGCGACAUUCUCACGGACCGGCCGGCAUCGGCGACAUGGCUAACAACGCGGUGGAGCACCCGGCGGGGAACUCGGUUGCCGACGGCAACCACGAUGGUGACUUCGGGGUGACUGUGAAUGACCUGCGAGGACUCAUGGAGCUGCGCAGCGGCGAGGCUGUCGGCAAGAUUCGAGACGACUACGGCGACGUGCAGGGCAUCUGCAGACGCCUCAAAACCUCGCCCAUCGAAGGUCUUUCUGGGAACCCCGUGGACCUGGAGAAGCGGCACGCGGCCUUUGGGCAGAACUUCAUCCCGCCCAGGAAGGCCAAAACCUUCCUGCAGCUGGUGUGGGAAGCCCUGCAAGACGUCACGCUCAUCAUCCUGGAGAUCGCCGCCAUUAUCUCGCUGGGCUUGUCCUUCUACCACCUGGAAGGCGGAAACAGUGAAGCUUGCGGCCAAGCGUCGGGCGGCGUGGAAGACGAAGGCGAGGCGCAGGCAGGCUGGAUCGAGGGCGCGGCCAUCUUGUUCUCGGUCAUCAUCGUGGUACUAGUGACGGCCUUCAACGAUUGGUCCAAAGAGAAGCAGUUCCGAGGCCUCCAGAGUCGCAUCGAGCAGGAGCAGAAGUUCACGGUCAUUCGCAAGGGGCAAGUCAUCCAGAUCCCCGUGGCCGAGAUGGUGGUGGGGGACAUCGCCCAGAUCAAAUACGGAGACCUGUUGCCCGCCGACGGCAUUUUGAUCCAAGGCAAUGACCUGAAGAUCGAUGAGAGCUCCCUUACCGGAGAAUCCGAUCAGGUCCGCAAGUCUCUGGAGAAAGACCCCAUGUUGCUGUCGGGAACGCACGUGAUGGAGGGCUCGGGCCGAAUGGUGGUGUCGGCCGUCGGACUCAACUCUCAGACGGGGAUCAUCUUCACGCUGCUCGGUGCCGGCGACGGCGAGGAGAAGAAGGCCAAAAAAAGUAAAAAACAAGGACCCCCCGAAAAUCGCAACAAAGCCAAAACCCAGGACGGCAUCGCAUUGGAAAUCCAGCCGCUGAAGAGCGAGGAGGCGGCCGAGUCGGAGGAGAAGGAGGAGGCCAAGCCGGUCAAGAAGGUGAUCGUGCCCAAGAAGGAGAAGUCCGUGCUGCAGGGGAAGCUGACCAAACUGGCCGUGCAGAUCGGGAAGGCCGGCCUGAUCAUGUCGGCUGUGACGGUGAUCAUCUUGAUCUUGUACUUCGUCAUCGACACGUUCGCCGUCCAGGGACUCACGUGGACGUCUGAGUGCACACCCAUCUACAUUCAGUACUUUGUCAAGUUCUUCAUUAUCGGCGUCACCGUCCUGGUGGUGGCCGUCCCCGAGGGCCUUCCCCUGGCCGUCACCAUCUCGCUCGCCUACUCUGUCAAGAAAAUGAUGAAGGAUAACAACCUGGUGCGCCACCUGGACGCGUGCGAGACGAUGGGCAACGCCACGGCCAUCUGCUCGGACAAGACGGGCACCCUGACCAUGAACCGCAUGACCGUGGUGCAGGCCUAUGUGGGAGACACUCAUCACAAGACCAUACCCGAAGCCAGCGCCAUCAAGCCCGACACCCUGGAGAUCCUGGUCAACAGCAUCUCCAUCAAUUCGGCCUACACCACCAAGAUCCUGCCUCCAGAGAAGGAGGGCGGCCUCCCUCGACACGUGGGCAACAAGACGGAGUGCGCCCUCCUGGGUCUGGUUCUGGAACUGAAGCGGGACUACCAGCCCAUCAGAGAGGAGGUCCCCGAGGAGAAGAUGUACAAAGUGUACACCUUCAACUCCUCGCGCAAAUCCAUGAGCACCGUGCUCAGGAUGGCCGACGGAGGGUUCCGCAUGUACAGCAAGGGGGCGUCCGAGAUCAUCCUCAGGAAGUGCUCGCGUAUUCUGGACUGCGAUGGCCUCCUGCGCGUCUUCAAGCCCAAAGAUCGCGACGAGAUGGUGCGCAAGGUGAUCGAGCCCAUGGCCUGCGACGGCCUGCGCACCAUCUGCUUGGCGUUCCGCGACUUCCCGGCCAGCGGCGGCGAGCCCAACUGGGACGUGGAGAACGACAUCGUCAACGACCUCACCUGCAUCGCCGUGGUCGGCAUCGAGGACCCCGUCCGGCCUGAGGUCCCCGAGGCCAUCACAAAGUGUCAGCGUGCGGGGAUCACCGUCCGCAUGGUGACGGGCGACAACAUCAACACGGCGCGGGCCAUCGCCACCAAGUGCGGGAUCCUGCUGCCCAACGAGGACUUCCUGUGCAUGGAGGGCAAAGAGUUCAACCAGCAAAUCCGCAAUGACAAUGGCGAGGUGGAGCAAGAGCGCCUGGACAAAGUUUGGCCCAAACUGCGAGUUCUCGCUCGUUCGUCGCCAACUGACAAGCACACGCUGGUCAAAGGCAUCAUCGACAGCACAGUGGGCGAGACCCGACAGGUGGUGGCGGUGACGGGAGACGGAACCAACGACGGGCCCGCGCUCAAGAAAGCCGACGUGGGAUUCGCCAUGGGCAUCGCCGGGACGGACGUGGCCAAAGAGGCGUCGGACAUCAUCUUGACGGACGACAACUUCACCAGCAUCGUCCGGGCCGUAAUGUGGGGGAGGAACGUCUACGACAGCAUCUCCAAGUUUCUGCAGUUCCAACUCACCGUCAACGUGGUGGCCGUCAUCGUGGCCUUCACUGGCGCCUGCAUCACGCAGGAUUCGCCGCUGAAGGCGGUGCAGAUGCUGUGGGUGAACCUGAUCAUGGACACGCUGGCGUCGCUGGCCUUGGCCACCGAGCCGCCCACCGAGUCACUGCUUCUGCGCAAGCCAUACGGACGCAACAAGCCGCUCAUCUCGCGCACCAUGAUGAAGAACAUCUUGGGCCACGCCGUCUACCAGCUGGUCAUCAUCUUCACGCUACUAUUUGCCGGCGAGAAGAUCUUCGACAUGGACAGCGGUCGCAACGCUCCGUUGCACUCUCCUCCGUCCGAGCACUACACCAUCGUCUUCAACGUCUUCGUCAUGAUGCAGCUCUUCAACGAGAUCAAUGCCCGCAAGAUCCACGGCGAGCGCAACGUCUUUGAGGGCAUCUACCGCAACCCCAUCUUCUGCAGCGUCGUCCUGGGGACCUUUGCCUUGCAGAUCGUCAUCGUGCAGUUUGGCGGGAAGCCCUUCUCCUGCACGGCGCUCACCAUCGAUCAGUGGCUGUGGUGCGUCUUCAUCGGCGUGGGCGAGCUGCUGUGGGGGCAGCUGAUCUCGUCGAUACCCACGCACCACCUGAAGUUCCUGAAGGAGGCGGGUCACGGCACCACCAAGGAGGACAUCCACGAGGAGGAGAUGACGGCCGACGCCGACGAGAUCGACCACGCCGAGAUGGAGCUCAGACGGGGGCAGAUCCUUUGGUUCCGCGGCCUCAACCGCAUCCAGACGCAGAUGGACGUCGUGUACACCUUCCAGACGGGCCAGGCACCGGUGCCCGGGGCCCUGCGCCGGCAGCCCUCGGUGGUCAGCCAGCACAACGACGCUAUUAAAGUGGUGAACGCGUUCCGGAGCUCGUUGUACGAAGGUCUGGAGAGUCCGGAGUCGCGUAACUCCAUCCACAGCUUCAUGGCCCAUCCUGAGUUUGUCCCGCUCUCCGAGGAGGAAGCUCGUAUCCCGCCCAUCGAGGAGUCAGGAGAUGAGAUCGAGACCCUCCCAGGAACCUCCCUUUCCUCAACCUACACAGCCAUGCCGGGAGAUGCCGCCACUUCAUCCGCAUAAGCUUCUUUCUUCACCUCUUCCUCUUCCUCCUCUCAUCAUCACCACCAUCGUCUCCCACAGUUUUUUUUUUCUUUUUCCCUCCCACUCUCACUGAGCGAAAAUUUGUCAUGAACAGCUUUAGUGGUUUGUUUGCAGCAUGUGGCAAACAAGAAAAAAAAAAAAAAGAGUUGUUAGGAGCUGGCUAACAACAAAAAGUCCAAGUGCUAGUUUAGGGUCAAAACACUCAUUCUGCGACACAUAUGGAAGAGUUCAUCGUCUUGAAGUGUUAGCCAGAAAAAAAGUCCAAACACUCAUUCCCAACAUUUCUUAGCAGCAAGAAUUCCUCAUGAGCAGGUUUGCAGUGAUAGCGGGUUGUUAACUUGUGGCGUAAAACAACAAGUUAGCAUGUGCCUAAAACAAGUCAAGAAAAUUCCUCUGAAGAAUUCCUCGUCGUGGAUCGUUAGCGAAGUCAAAAACACCAAUGGCAGAAUCCCUUUUUUUCCCCCCCCCCGAUGAAUUAAAAUUCACGGUGAGCUAUGUUUUACCAUUAGCAGGUCGUAAGCAUGUGGCUAAAAACAACAAUCACAAAAAGUCAAAACACUAACCCGGUGACUCCGAAUUCCUGCCACCCUUGUUUUCAUUGGUCUUUUUUUUUUUUUUUUUUAGCAAUGACAAUUCCUUGUGAGCAGCUUUAGUGGGUUUUUCGCAGCAUGUGGCUAUAAAGAACAACAAAAACAAUGAAAAAAGCAGCACGAAAAGAAGUGCGCUGAUCAUGUACAUACGCUUCCGCUAAAGGCUAACAGAGAUUUCUCGGUCGGAAUUUUUGUUGUUGUUGUUUUUAAGCCAUUUUGAAUUUAGUUUUUGUUUGUUAAUCCUCUAACGAAUGUUCUUUGUUGUUGAGUGUCACACUACUGUCUUCAAAGAAAACCUUUCUCCUUG
This is a messenger RNA of Syngnathus acus (greater pipefish), 5317 nucleotides long. Its product is annotated as plasma membrane calcium-transporting ATPase 1-like. Gene Ontology annotation, biological process: calcium ion transmembrane transport; regulation of cytosolic calcium ion concentration. Gene Ontology annotation, molecular function: ATP binding; P-type calcium transporter activity; ATP hydrolysis activity. The record is from RefSeq and is a predicted model, not a curated record. The coding region runs from base 740 to 4399 and encodes 1219 amino acids. The transcript has 22 exons. Gene Ontology annotation, cellular component: membrane; intracellular membrane-bounded organelle. NCBI's taxonomy places the organism in Eukaryota, Metazoa, Chordata, Actinopteri, Syngnathiformes, Syngnathidae.